UAUGGCCAUAGUGGCGGAUUUAUCAAUUGGAAGAGUUAUUUCUGAUUUUAUUGUUCUACUUUGUUUAGCUGUUCCUCUUUUGAUUUUUGAACUGUUGGGCGAGCCAAAUAAACGUGGUUUCUAUUGUGAUGACGAAUCAAUUAGGUACCCAUACAGAACUUCUACUGUUAGUCGUCAGUUGCUUAUCGUUAUUGGGCUUCUCAUCCCUACUUGUCUGAUUUUCUUGACAGAAAUUCUCCGUACUUUGGUUUGGGAAAAACAAUCUGUCCAUCAAUUAUGUACUUUUAAAUAUAGAGCACAUAAUGUUCAUAGGAUGGUUGUUCGACUUUACGUUUUCAUGGGUUAUUUUCUACUUGGUGUUUGUUUUAAUCAACUAAUGGUGGACAUUGCAAAGUACACAAUCGGUCGCCAACGGCCGCACUUUAUGGAAAUUUGUUUGCCUAUUACUGAGGUAAAACUUAAUGGCAUCGGUGGAGAAAUUAGUAAAGUGUCCAAAGAUUUUCGAACAAAUUGUCCAUCUGAUGAGCAUACUUAUAUCACUGACUUCAAAUGUAGUGGGAAAGAAGUCGAUUUAAUUAAAGAAGCACAACUAUCUUUUUAUUCAGGACAUUCUGCCUUUUCAUUUUAUGCAGCCUGGUACACAUCGCUUUAUUUGCAAGCUCGUUGUUAUCGACCAUUAGGUAGUCAACUAGUUCUCCCAGCUGUCCAGUUCUUUCUUUUUUGUGGCGCUUCUUUCGUUGCUUAUAGCAGGGUGAGUGAUUACAAACAUCACUGGUCAGAUGUUCUUGUUGGUGUACUUAUCGGUUCUGCGAUUGGCAUAAUUAAUGCUUUAUUUAUUGCUGAAGUUUUUCAACGCCGUGAAGUACCAGAAGAGUUUGUACAUAAGAGACGACUUAUUGGCAAAUAUGCAUUCAGACAAAGUGAUGUUGAAUUGGGUAAUAUGAUAGAGCAACGUCCAACCAACUUUAAAUCUUCUGAAAUGGACAAACAACUACCGCAGCGUAUUCAUAAUGUACCAAUUAGAGUUAUUUCAUCUAAUGAAGGAAAUGGGAUAUAA
Molecule: messenger RNA, 1057 nt
Organism: Meloidogyne enterolobii
Lineage: Eukaryota; Metazoa; Nematoda; Chromadorea; Rhabditida; Meloidogynidae
Source: the annotation of a GenBank genome assembly